CUCGCGAAUCCCUCUUCAUGAGUAAGCAUAGUUUGAGUUCCUGGAGCAUUCAUGCAGUCGAGGUUUGUUAGGAAAUGCGAGAGAGCGAGAGAGAGAGCGAGAGAGAGAGCGAGUUGGUGCGCCGGCUCAUUAGCUUGUUUUUUUUUAGACAUGCUCAGGAUCCAGUAGGCACAGAGGGAGAGCAUGUGGAGUUCUUGUUUCUUCUUGGUCUAAUUGAAGAGUAGAAGUGGUGCAAGGUCUCGAGAGCGUUCAUUUGUCGGAUUUGCACUGUAAAUUGGAGGUUUUCGUAGAAGGCGAAGUUAAUGAAGGUAAUGGAAGAGAGCGUUGAAUUGUAGCGAACAGGUAAUGUACUGAGCCAAGAAGAAUGGCAGAAUUUCGUGGAUGCACUGGAUCGUUUGCUUAAGUGGUCAUGUAUGCAUGAAUGGUCAUGGAAGCAUGACGUUCUGUCAGGCAGAAGCCGAUCGUUUUUCUCAUUUGUGACUUUUCUUCUUUGAUCUCAUGAGCGACGUAUCUGAGUUUGAGUGGAGACUGCUCUCGGCAAUCGCGAAAGUUUCAAUGCAAUUUCCGGCAGAGAGGGUCUUCCCGCCUACCUACCUUGAAUCCAAUUGAAGUGGUUGCAUUCUUUCCUGAAUUGCCUCUACUUUUCACCAUUGCAUUUGCCUUCGCACUUCCCGACGUAACUGCACCCUUCCAACUUCCAUUUUUAGCAUUAGCUAUAUUCCAGGAAAAUGCAGGACGAAUGAUUUGAACUACAUAUCAGCACGAACCUUUGGGGAUUGCGUUGGUUCAGCUAUUACAAGAAGCCCAGAAACCUCAGCCAGUGAGCAUGUAACAAGUUGUUUUUAGAUUUCGCAUUACAUAAAAGUUUCUGGGAGAUCUUACUCGAUAGCAACUCAAGUUGAGCUGACACAAAGCUUUUUCGGAGAACUGGGGGUACAACUCAUCAUUUCGACCAUGACAACGUGUGUACCAGCUCUAGUGCAGUUCAAUUCUCGGUUUACCUUAGUGCACGCAAAUCGAUCAAGGGUGCCGCAAACAUGCAGCCACAAGCUUCAAUUGCUUGAAGUGACCAGGUUCACAGGACUCAGAAGGGAAGUACCCCCGAGAUUAAAACCCGAAGAGAGAACGAGGCAAUGGAAGGGGGAUUGGUGGGAGUUCACUGAAAGAUUUUGUGACAAAGGGUCAGGCUUGAAACCUGUCUUGGUCGCUCUGUCAGGGUUUCCAGAUGGCAACCUGGGACUCUAUGACCCCGCACUUGACAUGGAUUCUUGCGGCGUAGGAUUUGUGGCGGAAUUAUCUGCCCAACCGAACCGAAAAAUCGUAACUGAUGCGAUAGGAAUGCUUUUGCGCAUGGCACAUCGCGGUGCAUGUGGAUGCGAAGUGAACACUGGGGACGGUGCUGGGAUUCUAGUUGCCACGCCACAUGACUACUUUUCUCAGGUUUUGAUGGAGGAGCUGGAUUUAUCACUUCCUCCUCUCGGUCAGUAUGCUGUCGGCAUGGUAUUCUUACCGCAAAAUGACCAGAGGCGUGAGGAAAGUAAAAACGUAUUCAAAAAGGUUGCAGAAUCGCUUGGACACCGAAUUUUGGGAUGGCGUGUCGUGAAAACGGAUAACACUGGCCUCGGAAAGGGAGCAAUUGAAACUGAGCCGAUCGUUGCUCAAGUGUUUCUCUCACCAAGCUCUCACUCCACGGUUGAUAUUGAACGUCAGAUGUAUGUAUUGAGGAAGACUUCAAUGAUAGCAAUUCGGGCUGCUCUAAAUUUGCAAUAUGGUGCGGCUAAAGACUUUUACAUAUGCUCACUCUCUUCCAGGACUAUUGUCUACAAGGGUCAGCUGAAGGCAGACCAGUUGGAGAAGUAUUUUCACAAUGACUUGGGCGAUAAGCGAUUUACAAGCUACAUGGGACUUGUGCAUUCAAGGUUUUCCACCAACACGUUUCCUAGCUGGGAUCGAGCACAACCCAUGCGGCUUCUGGGCCAUAACGGAGAAAUAAAUACUCUCCGCGGCAACGUAAAUUGGAUGCACGCAAGAGAGGGUUUAUUGCAAUGUGAUGCGUUAAAACUAUCAAAAGAUGAGCUUCAAAAGCUCUUACCAAUUGUAGAUGCAGGAAGUUCAGAUUCUGGGGCAUUCGAUGGGGUGUUGGAGAUUCUCAUGCGAAGUGGCAGGGAUCUACCUGAAGCAGUGAUGAUGAUGAUCCCCGAAGCCUGGCAAAAUGACAAUAACAUGGAUCCAGAAAGACGUGCAUUAUAUGAGUACUUUUCCUGCAUCCUUGAGCCUUGGGAUGGUCCAGCUCUCAUAUCUUUCACCGAUGGACGGUUCUUGGGAGCCACUCUAGACAGAAACGGGUUGCGUCCAAGUAGAUAUUACAUAACUCACGAUCAGAGGGUAAUCAUGGCGAGCGAGGUUGGUGUUGUUGAUGUGGAUCCUCGAAACGUUUUCAAGAAAGGCCGAUUGCAUCCUGGAAUGAUGCUUUUGGUCGAUUUUGACAAGCACAAAGUAGUUGAUGAUACGGAGCUAAAGAAGAAAUAUGCAAGUAGGUACCCAUAUGCCGAGUGGCUGAGACGCCAGAAAAUUCCCCUCCAAGAGAUUGUGGACUCUGUUUCCAAAGGAGAAAGAACUCCUCCACCCAUCAUUGGAGCUGCGGAGGUUGGGACUUCAGACGAAACAAUGGACCACAUGGGAGUAAAGGGGCUUAUAGCUCCUCUGCGAGCUUUUGGAUACACAACUGAAAGCUUGGAGUUGCUCUUAUUACCCAUGGCGGGCGACGGCAUAGAGGCGUUGGGUUCCAUGGGUAACGACACGCCAUUGGCUGUUAUGUCUGAUCGACCUAAGCUCUCUUUCGAGUAUUUUAAGCAGAUGUUCGCUCAGGUUACCAAUCCGCCAAUCGAUCCCAUCCGUGAAGCAGUUAUUACGUCGACAGAAUGCAUGGUUGGCCCAGAAGGCGACUUAACCGAAGUUGCCGAGUCGCAGUGUAACCGUCUGUCGCUCAAAAGCCCUCUUUUGACAUUGGAGGAGAUGGAAGCUGUGAAGAAGACACAGCACCGUGGCUGGCGAACGAAGAUCAUUGAUAUUACUUUCCCUAGAUCAGGUGGGAGUGAGGGACUCGAAAAAGCUUUAGACCGCAUCUGUGCUGAGGCAAGGCUUGCCAUAAGCGAUGGCUGUACGGUCCUUGUUCUCUCUGAUCGUGCCACAUCGGCACAGCGAGUGCCAGUGAGCUCCUUAGUAGCUACAGGCGCUGUGCAUCAUGACUUGGUGGCAUCUCUGGAACGCACUAGAGUUGCCCUAAUGCUUGAAACUGGGGAGCCUCGUGAGGUGCACCAUUUCUGCACCUUGAUAGGAUUUGGUGCUGAUGCAAUCUGCCCAUAUCUAGCUAUUGAAAGUAUCUAUAGACUUCAAGUUGAUGGGAAAAUAGCUCCAAAGAAGGAGGGUACUCUAUACAAUCGGGAAGAGAUUAUUGCAAAGUACUUCAAAGGUAGCAACGCUGGCAUGUUAAAAGUGCUUGCAAAAAUGGGGAUCUCAACGUUGGCUUCAUACAAAGGAGCUCAAAUCUUUGAAGCAAUUGGGCUUUCUACGGCGGUUGUCCAAAGGUGUUUCAAGGGAACAUCAAGUAGAAUCGAAGGUGCAACGUUCGAAAUGCUUGCUCACGACAUGCUACGUAUGCAUAAACUUGCGUUCCCAGCUCGUCUUUUACCAGAUGGCAGCGCCGAGGCCUUAGCGUUGCCUAAUCCGGGAGACUACCAUUGGCGAUUGAAAGGGGAGGUUCAUUUGAACGAUCCUGAUGCCAUUGCAAAGCUUCAAGAGGCGGCUAGAGAGAACAGUCCCGCUGCCUACAAAGAGUACUCCAAAAUCACUCAAAACAUGAAUAGAAAGUGCAACUUGCGAGGUUUGCUGAGAUUCAAGGAUUUACCUGAAUCUGAACAAAUCCCGUUAGAAGAGGUGGAACCUGCAUCGGAUAUAGUGAAGAGGUUUGUUACUGGUGCCAUGAGCUAUGGAUCAAUCUCACUAGAGACUCAUACAACUCUUGCGGUAGCUAUGAAUCGACUGGGUGGUAAAUCCAAUACAGGAGAGGGUGGGGAGCAGCCUGAACGCUUGGAACCGCUCGAGGACGGUAGCACGAAUCCCCAGCGAAGUGCCAUCAAACAAGUUGCCAGUGGGCGCUUUGGAGUAACGAGUUACUACCUCACAAAUGCAGACGAGAUUCAAAUUAAAAUGGCUCAGGGCGCGAAACCUGGAGAAGGGGGAGAAUUACCAGGGCACAAAGUGAUUGGGGACAUAGCCAUCACGAGAAAUUCUACUGAGGGUGUUGGUCUGAUCAGCCCACCACCACACCAUGACAUUUACUCUAUUGAAGACCUUGCGCAACUCAUCUACGACCUUAAGAAUGCAAAUCCAAGUGCACGCAUCAGUGUGAAGCUUGUGUCCGAAGCUGGAGUUGGGGUUGUGGCAAGUGGAGUCGUUAAAGGCCACGCAGACCAUAUUCUAAUUUCUGGGCACGAUGGAGGAACUGGAGCCAGCCGGUGGACUAGCAUAAAGCAUGCAGGGCUCCCAUGGGAGCUUGGAUUGGCUGAAACACAACAAACAUUGGUUGCAAAUGGUCUUCGAGGACGAACAAUACUGCAAACGGAUGGCCAGCUGAAAAAUGGGCAUGAUGUAAUAAUUGCUGCUCUUCUAGGGGCGGAGGAAUUUGGAUUCUCCACUGCCCCUCUGAUUACACUGGGGUGUAUCAUGAUGCGCAAGUGCCACAAGAACACCUGUCCUGUAGGCAUUGCUACGCAGGACCCCGUGCUGAGAACGAAAUUUUCUGGUCUGCCUGACCAUGUGACUAACUUUUUCUUUAUGGUGGCAGAAGAAGCAAGGGAGAUCAUGGCAUCCUUGGGUGUGCGGAGAAUGGAUGACCUCAUUGGUCGUGCCGAUCUCUUAGAGAUGGACAAGACGGCAAUGACAGAGAAUGAGAAAGUUAGCAACAUAGACCUGUCUCUGCUCCUACAUCCAGCGUCUAAGAUCAAACCCGAUGCUGCACAGAGGUGCGUUGAAUCCCAGGAUCAUGGCCUCGAGAACGCCUUGGAUCGGAAACUUAUUGCUCUCUCACAACCGGCUUUGAACAGAAACAUGCCUGUGUAUGUUGAAACAUCCGUUUUUAAUGUAAACCGGGCGGUGGGAACCAUGCUCAGUCACGAGGUGACCAAGCGAUACCACCGAACUGGCCUUCCCACAGACACUAUACACGUGAAGCUCAAUGGCAGUGCAGGCCAAAGCCUCGGAGCCUUCUUGUGCUCAGGAAUCACUCUUGAGCUCGAGGGUGACAGUAAUGAUUAUGUAGGAAAAGGCUUGUGUGGCGGGAAGAUUAUUGUAUACCCUCAUAAGAACAGUAGCUUCGACCCGAAAGAGAAUAUUGUGAUAGGUAAUGUUGCACUGUAUGGCGCCACCGGUGGAGAAGCCUAUUUCAAUGGCAUGGCUGCAGAGAGGUUCGCAGUUCGCAACUCGGGAGCAAAUGCAGUAGUUGAAGGAGUUGGUGACCACGGCUGUGAGUACAUGACUGGAGGCACAGUUGUCGUACUUGGGGAAACGGGGAGAAACUUUGCAGCGGGUAUGAGUGGUGGGGUUGCCUAUGUCCUCGACAGAGAGAGGCUAUUUCUGAGGAAGUGCAACACGGCGUUAGUGGAUUUAGAUUCUGUAGAAGAGGAGGAUGACAUUAUUCUGCUUCGGUCAUUGAUUCAACAGCAUCAACGUGCCACCCAUAGCCGUUUAGCGCGUUAUGUCCUCAAUCACUUCGAAGCCUUGCUUCCAAAAUUCAUUAAGGUAUAUCCAAGAGAUUUCAAACGAGUUGUCAUGGAGAAAAAGACUAAGGAGGCAGCUGAAAGAUCUGCUAGAACGGGAGAAGAUCUUUCAAAUAAAGACACUUUUGCGGCACUUAAAGACCUGUCCACUCGAAGUGAAGCUACCAGCCCCUCAGCAAAUGGUGCCUCUAAAGUGGAAAGACCUACAAUAGUCUAUGAGCCGACAAAGCACGGAGGUUUCGUCAGGUAUGGGCGUGAAUCUCUACCAUUAAGACCAAUUGGGGAGCGUGUGCAAGACUGGGAUGAGGUGAUCGAUCAUGAGAUAAAUGAACCACUCCUGAAAACUCAGUCAGCUAGGUGUAUGGAUUGUGGUACUCCAUUUUGCCAUCAGGACCAUAGUGGGUGUCCACUGGGAAACAAAAUUCCCGAAUGGAAUGAGCUUGUGUAUCAGGGAAGAUGGCGAGAAGCGUUGGAUAGACUUCUCGAAACCAAUAAUUUUCCAGAGUUCACCGGCCGUGUGUGCCCGGCACCAUGCGAAGGAGCCUGUGUUCUGGGCAUAAUUGAGAAUCCUGUAACAAUUAAGACCAUGGAAUGCACCAUCAUUGAUAAAGGCUGGGAAAUGGGCUGGAUGGUGCCACGGUCCCCAAUGAAACGAACCGGGAAGAAGAUAGCCAUUGUAGGAAGUGGCCCAGCUGGUUUGGCAGCAGCUGACCAACUCAACAAAGCUGGCCAUACAGUGACAGUGUAUGAGCGUUCAGAUCGCGUGGGUGGCAUCAUGAUGUACGGUGUUCCAAACAUGAAGACAGAUAAGGUUGACAUCGUUCAACGGCGAGUUGACUUGAUGGCUGCCGAGGGUGUUCAGUUUGCUGUCAAUGCACAUGUUGGAGUUGAUCCAAUGUAUUCAGUGGAAAGUUUACGUCAGGAUAAUAACGCCCUUCUGCUAGCGUGUGGGGCCACAAAAUCAAGGGACUUGCCCAUUCCUGGACGAGAUUUGAAGGGAAUUCACUUCGCCAUGGAAUUUUUGCACGCAAACACGAAGAGCUUGUUAGAUAGUGGUCUUCAAGAUGGGAAAUACAUAUCAGCCAAGGGAAAGAAGGUGGUGGUCAUCGGAGGUGGUGACACAGGAACUGAUUGCAUAGGAACCUCGGUUCGACAUGGGUGCUCAAAUUUGGUCAACCUUGAGCUUCUCCCGCAACCUACAAGCACAAGGGCGCCUGGAAAUCCUUGGCCACAGUGGCCUAGAGUAUUCAGAAUCGAUUAUGGACACGAAGAAGCUCAUGCCAAGUUCGGAAAAGAUCCCAGGACUUAUGAAGUAUUGACAAAGAAGUUCAUUGGAAGCAAGAAGGGAGAAUUAAUCGGGUUGGAAGUAGUUCAUGUAAAGUGGGAGAAGGACUCUGACAAGUUUCAGAUGCAGGAGAUUCCUGGUUCCGAGGAAGUGAUUGAAACAGACCUCGCUUUUCUAGCGCUUGGUUUUCAGGGGCCAGAGCAGAACAUAGCUGAGAAGCUGGGCCUAGAACGAGACGCAAGGUCGAACUUUAAGGCUGAUUAUGGCAGGUUUGCAACUAAUCUACAAGGUGUGUUCGCAGCGGGUGAUUGUCGAAGGGGUCAAUCACUGGUAGUGUGGGCAAUUGCUGAAGGAAGACAAGUUGCUGAGCAAAUGGACAACUAUUUGAUGAAAGAUGAGGCAGUUGAGAAAGGGAGAGAACAGCUUCAUGCAGCUAAUGGAAAUAGAGAAAGCAAGAAAGGACAACGAUACCCCGAGGGUUUGUGCAAAGCCUAGGAGGAUGCCGUGCACGCAUGUAUUGCAGUUCGCAACUCUCAGGAUCCAAGUGCGUUGAAGAACUGUAUCAAUUGACUGUGCAGGCAGCUGCGCUCGGCGACAAUACUACUGCGUCGGAACAGAGCUACUGAAAGAUGCAAGUGGCUGAACUUAGUUGAUCAAAUUAGUCUUGUAAUAUAGGAGAUGCAUGAAUUCUGGAUUGAAGUUUAGGCCUGUUGCUGACAUGUUUAAGGCAACGUAAAGGUUGUGCUCCAGCUUGCUUGAUUUAUAGAAUUGUAUGGCAACAAAUGGUUUUUAUGUGUUUGCAGUACCCCAUGCUGUUGCACAUUUUGGAAUGGGGAAAA
Messenger RNA from Physcomitrium patens, 7901 nucleotides. RefSeq names its product glutamate synthase 1 [NADH], chloroplastic. NCBI's taxonomy places the organism in Eukaryota, Viridiplantae, Streptophyta, Bryopsida, Funariales, Funariaceae. The record is from RefSeq and is a predicted model, not a curated record. Gene Ontology annotation, molecular function: iron-sulfur cluster binding; flavin adenine dinucleotide binding; iron ion binding.